Molecule: messenger RNA, 1384 nt
Organism: Mytilus trossulus (common blue mussel)
Lineage: Eukaryota; Metazoa; Mollusca; Bivalvia; Mytilida; Mytilidae
Exons: 4
Coding region: 40-1278 (412 amino acids)
Source: RefSeq, a predicted model, not a curated record
UGUCUUUGUUUAGAUUUUCAGUUCCUUCCACCUACUUUCAUGCCACAUUUACUUGUCACAUGCACACAUUUAUUUAAUCCUGUGAGAGAGAAAAAGAAGAAGAAAACCGUCGACGAGGGACAUUUACUAUUUUUUCAUGAUGUUGCUGUCUUUGAAAUCGACGAUACCAAAUGCGAAAAACUAAUGAUAUGCAGGUAUAAAAACGUUAUCCAAUUUCAAGUAUGGAAAUGGGGAGAUAGUAGGACACAUGCAUACCGUUCUACAAAGACAAAACUGUUGCAAAUAGUUGACCGACUAAUUGACGAAAGAUCGUCAAUGCUUAUACAAUAUAGCAUAAAAGUCAAAUGCAAGUUCACAGAAUACGAUUGCUUAGAUGGAAUGGUGGAUUUUAAAAUUAUACAACCACAUGGUGAAUAUUAUUGUGAUGAACAUGAAAAUUCACACAGCUCGGACGAGGUUCAUUUUGACUGGUGUGGUGAAUCAGAUGAGGAAGAAUGCACAAGAGAUCAAAUUAAUGCUGCAAGAAUGGCUAUUAUGAUAGUUGAUAUACUAGGAGACGUCCUUUAUGAUAGGCUAGUAUUAGAUACACCAUUACCGGUAAAGCAACGCAGUGAUUGUGACAUCACUUGGUUGUAUUCUAAACUGCGGAAUCAGAAUCAACAUAUACCAAGCCGAGGUCUUUGGGGAGGUGAAUGGAAUGAUAUUAAAAAAAAUGCUGAGAAAAUUGGGGAUGACAUAGAAAGGAUUAGACUCACUAGGAACGGUAUGCAGCAUUUGUCGACGUUUGUACUAGAUGACAACGAAUAUUACGAAAAGCUAAAGAUUAUACAGAAAGUUAUACGUCGAAUGGAAAACCAUAAUAAGAAGGGAACAGCGUAUACAGAUCGUGUGAAAGAAGUUGCAAAACGCAAGCUAAACAGGGUCGAUUGGGAGACCUACAAAGACAGUAUCGAAAUCGAACUUCCAAGGCUUAAACUUAAGCCUUCUUUUAAUGUCAAGAUAGGCGAAGGAUGUACACUUGACUGUGAGGUAGUAGUCUCAUUACCUAAAGGUGCAAGUAUUUACUGGGUUAGGAUGAAGAGUGACCAGGAGACUCGUAUUGUUAUUGAUGAGAUGAAAUACAAAGGUUCUGAAGUAGGAUAUCCAUCUCUCAAUAUACUUAACUCUUCAACAGAUGACGAAGGAUAUUAUUCUUGCAGAAUUGAAUAUCCUGUUAAUUGUGCUGAAAGCGGUGAAGGAGAAUUGACAUGGCUUAAAACGUUUUUGCAUGUCCAUUGAAUGAGUGAACACUAGCCAAAAUUUCCAAGUAAAAGACGACAAAAUUUGUACAAGCAACCAUUAAAAAGUAACUUUUAGGAGUUGCAAUGAAAUCGAGGAAAACAUC